This is a messenger RNA of Drosophila kikkawai, 3120 nucleotides long. It is a transcript of the gene Naus, whose product is annotated as cortactin binding protein N-terminal like nausicaa. NCBI's taxonomy places the organism in Eukaryota, Metazoa, Arthropoda, Insecta, Diptera, Drosophilidae. The record is from RefSeq and is a predicted model, not a curated record.
AGCGAGUUGGCAGUCCCGCCGCAAAGUAUCCACAAAGUAAUUUUUCUCGGUGAGAAUUAACAAAGAAUUCCUUGAGUCAAUUCUUCCGGUCACUGCAAAUAUCGAAAAUGAAGCUGGCCUGAAUCGGUGGCUAGAACCAGGCCCAAACUAUUAGUGAAUUUACGCCAAGUCCGCGAAUCUUGUGCAAUCGGCGAACAGCGAGCAGCAGAAGCGAACUGCGACGCACCGCUGCUGUGUAUGCUGUGAGGUGCAAAGAGAGGAGUCGGGUGUUGGGGAGACGGGAGAAUGGAGCAGAACUCCAAUAGCGCCACCGCGGAGACGUUUCCGGAGGAGGGUAGCACUAGCACAUCCCGGUUUGUGGCUGGCACUGCGCCGGAGGCAGAGUAUGGCAUUGAGAACUGCUCGGGAUCCGCUUCGGGCAGCGACACCGUGAGCGCCAACCAUGAGUUUCAGACGAUGAAGCCCGGCCCAGGUGUGGUGCACAAGCUGCCGCCGGCGACGAGCAACGGACGCACACGCUCCGAGCUGCCGCACAGCGAGCUGGUGAAGAUGCUCUACUAUCUGGAGGGCGAGCUGCAGGCGCGGGAUGUCUGCAUCGCUGCCUUGAGAAACGAGCGGGUGAAGCAGCUCAUUGCCCAGCUGCGAACCAAAAGGCUGCAGCCAAACGAUCCUUACGCGGCCAUAUUCCGGGACAAGAUUGCCCUGAACGGCAAUCUCAUUUCCCGGGAAUCCUCCACACAGGCGGCUCAGGCCGAGAUGGAGGUGCGCCAAAUCAUAGAGCAGCAAAUGGAGCAGCAGUACCAGAUGGUCAGCAAACAGCGGGCCACGCACGUACGCAUGGUGAACAUAUUGACCGAAUCGCUGGAGAACAACCAGCGCAUGCUGCAGGAGCUGGAGGAGGAGAAGCGAAAGCACGAGCACGAUACGGCGCAGGGCGAUGAUAUAACCUAUGGCCUGGAGAUGGAGCGCUCCAAGUUGAAGCAGGACCUCGAGGAGGAGCGGGCCCAGGUGGCCAAGAUGGAGAAGGAUCUGAAGAAGCUGCAGGAGACGCUUGAGUACGAGCGCAACAGGCAAAAGCAGAUUGUUCUGCUGCUGAUUGCCGAGCGCAAGAAAAUCUUGAUGAAGUACAUUGAAGAAGGUAAACGCUCUGAGGACUUGGCUCAAAUCCUGGCGGAAGAGAAGCAGCGCUCGGACACAAUAGCCGAGGGCCUGGAGGAGGAGAGCAAAAAGUCGCUGCGCAUGGAGGAGGAGCUGGAGAAGCAGACCCAGUCCAUGGAGUUGGAACGCAAAACGCUAUUGGCCAAGUUGGCCAAAGAGGAAAUGCGCGUCAAGGAGCUAGAGCAGGAGCUCAGUGUGCUGCGCGGCGAGCACGAGGCCCUGAAGAAACAGCAGCCUUUGGGGGGCAGUGGCUCAUCUGUGGCCGCUGCCGCCGCCAAGGCACGACAGUUCAGCGACGACGCCUGUGCCACACCACCCAUGGUGAACAUCGCCAAGAUCGUACAGCCAACCGCUACGGUGAGCAGUAUGCCGGUUUCAGGACCACAGACCGGUAUCGCCCGUUCCAUAGCGCCGGGCCAGAACAUUCGAAGUGCUGGGAUUGCCACAGCUCCCACGGGCACGGCCACGGCUGCCGUAGCACCACUAGCGUCGGCGGCCGUCCUCAAUCACUCAACCACCACCACCACCAAUACCACAGCCAACAGCACAGGCAGCGGCAGCGGCAGCAGCAGCAAUGUUGGAGCAGCCGAGACGGCUGCAAGCAUCGCCGUUCCCCUGGUGGCGCCACCCUCUCCCUCGCCGGCCAAGAUGCAGCCCACGGCCACCAUUCAACGUGCGCCUGGCGGCAAGUAUGCCGCUUUAGCUGCGGCAGCUGCUCUCGACCAGACGGCAACACCACCGCAUCCCCAUCCCGUGCCCAUUGCCGUACCGCCAGUCACGGUCCCACCAGCGGGAGCACGCGGUGCACCACCACCUAUACCGACCAAGCCGAUUGUUCCGCCCAAGCGAGAGCCAUCGCUCUCCCGGCUGGGCUCCAUUACGGGCAGCAGCAGUGCCAUAGCCGCGGCUGCCACAGCAGCAGUGGCGGCCACCGCCACCACCACGGCCACGGCGUCUACGAGCGUGGCCGCAGCUGCUGUUGCAGCAGCGACGGCGAAGCAUAAUUAGAAGACAGACACUCACUCCCACUCAGAUCCGCAUAUUUAAUCGAUAUAUUGGCGUAACGUAAGUGAAAUACUCAAGUCAGUCGUCGUCUUGCGCUAGGCAACAGGGUCUUCCAUCUCGAACUGCCACACACAUACAUAGCUUCCAAUCCUCCGAAGAAAUUCUGAACCCUAAUUAAUGUAAUUAAAACUAAAAAACUAUUUAAAACUCAUGAUAGUCUAUAAAAGUUCACUGAAACUACCACUACCUUAUUUAUUUACGAAUUCUCCAAGUUUAGUAUUAAAUUUCACUCUUCAAAAAUGUGUUAAAUGUUCAAUUUCACUCUGAAAUAUUGCAGAUUUUUAGAUCUAUGAUAAAUAAUAUUAAAACACAUAUUUUAAAAGUGAAAUUAAAGUUUGUAAACCUCCUGUUUCGUUCAGAUUCUUCCCCAAGUCCUGUGAAAUGUCAGUUCGUGAUUGGAAUUAAUGUAAUCCCUGAAAAUGUUUCAUUACAUAGGUCGACAGCUCUUAGAACCAAGAAGCGGAAUUUACUUUUCCGAUAGUUUUUAAUGCGCUGAACUCAAAUCCGGUCUCGGAAAAUGUUACAUUCCGGUUCUUGGCUCUGAGAUUUCUAAAAAAUGUUGUCGGCCUUGGUUAUCCUUCUCUGUUGCCUAGUGUGAUUGAUAUAAUGAUAAUAAUUUGGCAUGUCAAAUGGAGUAGGAUCAAAGUUUGUUAGGCAUUAAUUAGAAUGAUGACCGACCUAAGUCUAGUUUAGUUUGUAUUUUGUUUUUUUUUUACCAAGAAAAUGAUGAUACGUUUUAUAUAUAUAAACAAAACACAUAAUGCCGUUGGCGGCCAAGUUGGUUGAGUGUAAUGGCCAAGCCAAGCCAAGAGACAUGCGAGUUUAAUUGUAAUUCCGUGCGAUUCUCAUAACGAUAAAAACCAGAAACCAGAAUAAUAUAUAUAUAUAGUAAUUAUA